Messenger RNA from Blepharisma stoltei, 2966 nucleotides. The record is from the annotation of a GenBank genome assembly. NCBI's taxonomy places the organism in Eukaryota, Ciliophora, Heterotrichea, Heterotrichida, Blepharismidae.
AUGGAUAGCAGAAAUCUCCAAUUGACAAAAGAAAUUAUAGGAAAGACUCUAGGGCAGUCAGGAGAAGAUGUAAAAGAUAUAUAGUCACUCAAUAGUCUUGGGAAGGAACUGACUCCCCCCCCCUUUAAAUUGGAACAAAAUAUAGGGAAAAUUUCCACUUUUUUGGUAAAUUAACCCCCCUUUAAAUUGGAACAAAUUUUAAUUUUAUAAUAAAAAAUUUUAUAUAUAUAAAUCAUUUUUUUAUGUAAAAAGUUUUGAUAUAAAUUUAAAUGUUUCUUCUUAACUAAAAUUAAAAAUUUAGUUAUAUCCUGCUCUUGUUUAAAGAAUAGAAUAUAAAGAGCAUCUUAUUUAAAUAAAUUUAUUAUCCUUAAUUGUAAAUUUUUUAAAAAAAUUUUAAUUUUUUUUUUUUUAAAAAUUUUCAAUAAAAAUUUUCAAAAAAAUUUUAUUUGUUUUGAUAAAAAUGAUAUUUUUUUUAUAUAAAUAGCUUUGAUAUAAAUCCAAUACUACAAAAAUUCAAAAUUUACUUAUUUCUUGCUUUAUUUUAAAGAAUAUAGUAUAAAUAACAUCUUAUUUAAACAAAAUUAGCACUUUGAUCGAUAAAUUUUCUAAAAAUUUUUUUUUUUUUUAAUUUUUUUUUAUCAAUAAAAAUAAUAAUUUUUGUGUAAAUAGUUUUGAUACCAAUUAAUAAUGGCGUAUUAAAAAAUAAUGAAAUUUUAGUUAUAUCUUGCUUUGUUUUAAAGGAUAAAGAGUAAAUAGCAUUUUAUUAAACAAAUUUAUUAAUCUAAUUCGAUAAAUUUUUGAAAUUUUUUGUUUUUUUAAAUUUUAUAUAAAUUUUUUUUUUAUAAAAAAUUUUAUAAUGAUUUUUUUUUUAAAAAAAUUUUCUUAACCCCCCUUUAAACUGGAACUAAAUUUUUAGUUCCAAUUUAAAGGGGGGGGAGUGAGAAUAUUGCUAUCUCAAAAGAAGCUCCCAAAAGAGCCGUGGACUGAUUUGAUGAUACAAAGCGUCCUUACAGACUUAGCCAUGAUGGAUUCUAAUAAUUUUACUUCAAGAGCAGGUGUGGGAGAAAGAGAAGGGAGGAUUUUCUCUUCAAUUGUCCAACAUAGGCACUUUUAUUUUUCACACGGAAUUGGGAGAUCAGGAGAGAUUUCAGCGAUCCAGCCUAAAGCUGCAGGGUCAAGUUUAAUGGCAAUUCUUACAAACACCUUUGCCAAACAUGCAUUGAAAAUCUCUGGAAUAAGAAAAGUUGACUGCAUGGUUGUGCCAAUGGCGACUGGGAUGUCUAUAUCAUUGGCAAUGCUUGCACUGAAGCCUCAAAGACCGGUAUUAGUAACUUAGCAAGCUAAAUAUGUUGUCUGAACAAGAAUUGACCAAAAGACUUGCUUAAAAUGCAUCUAUACGAUUGGGUUGCAAGCAAUUGUGGUGGAGCCAGAAUUAAAAGGAGACGCAAUAGUGACUGGAGAUGUGCUAAAUGCUAUAGAGAGGGUGCCUAUUGAUGAAAUUUUGUGCGUUUUGUCAACAACUAGCUGCUUCGCUCCAAGGGAGCCGGAUGAUAUUGAGAGAAUUUCGGCUAUUUGUAAAGAAAAAGGGAUUCCUCACAUCGUUAAUAAUGCAUAUGGGCUUCAAUGUCACAAAAUCUGUGGAAAAAUAUCAAACUCAAUCAGAAACGGGAGAGUUGAUGCCAUUGUGCAGAGCACAGACAAAAAUUUUAUGGUCCCUGUUGGAGGAGCAGUGAUUGCUUGUCCAAGCUCCGAAUUCCUCAAGAGUAUAUCGUCAACUUAUCCAGGACGCGCAUCAGGUGCUCCAAUUCUGGAUCUUUUCGUGACCUUCUUGUCUAUGGGUGAAGCUGGGUAUCAAAGAAUUCUCAGAGAAAGAAGAUCAUUAGUUCCAAUAUUCAAGCAAAGACUUACUCCCCCCUCCGUGAGUGAACAAAAAAAUUUUGUUCGGGUUAAUUUUUUUUUUUUAAAAAAAUUUAUAUAUAAAUUUUAUAGAAAAAUAAUUUUUUCGAAAUUUUAAAAAAAAUCCUAAUUCGCAAAAAUUGGAAAGCAAAUAUUAAUUUAAUUUAUAAAUUUUGUGUUUUUAAAAAGCAAUUUGUUUAAAAUUAAACAGAAUUAGCUCGAUUUUAUUAUAUUAAUUAUCAAUUAUAUAUCAAAUUUUUUUUCCAUAAAACACUUUUCUAUUAAAAAAAUUUUUGUUUACUCACGGAGGGUGGGUUUUUGGGCAAAAAAUAGCGAUUUUUCUAAUGUUUUUGUUCACUCUCGGGGGGGGGGAGUUAGUGAGUUUGCUCGUUCAUUUGGUGAAAGGUUGCUGGAAUCACAGAAUAAUACAAUUUCAUAUGCUAUUUCUCUAGACCAUUUUCCUAAUCCAACUGCAAUUGGCUCUUCACUGUUUUUAAGGAGAGUGUCAGGAACUCGAGUAAUUACUCCUCAAUCAAGUAAAUCAGUGUGUGGCAUUUCCUUCAAUAGUUAUGGGGCAAGCUAUAGCAAUUACCCUUUAGCUUAUAUAACAGCUGCUUGUGCAGUUGGAUUAUCACCCCAAGAAGUUGAUCUAUUUUUUGAGCGUUUAUCUCAAGUCUUGAGAGAUUCGAGAGCUGCUUACUCCCCCCCCCUCCGUGAGUGAACAAAAAAAUUUUGUUCACUCACGGAGGGGGGUUAAUUUUUUUUUUUAAAAAAAUUUAUAUAUAUAAUUUUUAUAAAAAAUAAUUUUUUUCGAAAUUUAAAAAAAUCCUAAUUCGCAAAAAUUGAAAAGCAAAUAUUAAUUUAAUUUAUAAAAUUUAUGUUUUAAAAAGCAAUUUGUUUAAAAUUAAACAGAAUUAGAUUUCAUUAUACUAAUUAUUAUUUAUAUAUCAAAUUUUUUUUCCAUAAAAAAUUUUUCUAUUAAAAAAAUUUUUGUUCACUCACGGAGGGUGGGUUUUUGGGCAAAAAAUAGCGAUUUUUCUAAUGGUUUUGUUCACUCACGGAGGUACUAG